Messenger RNA from Peniophora sp. CBMAI 1063, 2193 nucleotides. Lineage: Eukaryota; Fungi; Basidiomycota; Agaricomycetes; Russulales; Peniophoraceae. The record is from the annotation of a GenBank genome assembly.
AUGUCCGCCGUCCCGAAUGACCGGCUCGCCACAAGCCCGGAUCCUCUCAUACCGUUCGAGCGCAGAGAACAUGGAUGGGGGAUAUGGGAGACUUAUAGAAAGGCGGUAACGCUGGAGAGGAACGAACUGGGCGAUUAUUCUGCCACUACCAUGACCGGUGUUCUGACCUUCACCGGGUUAUUUGCUGCAACAGUGGCGGCCUUUUUGAUCGAGAGCUACAAGACACUCUCACCUGAUUCUGGCGCUCAAAGUGUGGCCCUGCUCUCGCAACUUGUGACUGCCGCCAAUGGCAAUGGUACACGCAUAGACUCAGAUCCGAUGCCUUUCGAGGCGUCAGAUACAUCCGUCAUGAUCAACAUUCUGUGGUUCAUCGCCCUUGUUGUCUCCCUUGCAAGCGCUCUGCUGGCAACACUGGUGCAGGAAUGGACGAGGGAUUUGAUCCGGGCGCAAGCUCGCUUGGCGGAUGUGCAAUCGGAAAAGAAAUGUGUGGAACAUCUGGGAUAUUAUAUGGGUGCAGAAGCCUAUGGCUUACAUCGCCUUCCCUCCUUGGUGGUCGGUCUCAUGCAUGCUGCCGUUAUACUGUUCCUGAUUGGGCUGGACAUAUUUCUGUUUACCAUCCAUAGGCGCCUUGCUCUUGUUGUCUCGGCAGUCACGGGGGCCAUAGCAUUUGUCUACAUUGUUGCCAGCAGCAUUCCCCUAUUCCGUGUGGCGUGUCCGUAUCGCACACCCAUGACAGACUUCCUCUUCGUGUUCAUAGGCAUCCCGGCCCUAGGUCUAUCCUCCUUGCUACUAUACGUCAUGUACGCCAUAGCUGUGGGGAUACACAGAGUCACCGACGGGCCUCUCGAACCAUGGACUACUUGGUCUCUUCACCCCAUCCACUUUUUCGACGUGAUGACAGCACCCCUAACUGCACUCAGAGCCUGGCGCGGAACGAAAUCCUACUUCACUCUUCGGAAGACUGACAAGUCUAUCCGCCUCUUCACCCAUGUAUCAAAUGCCAUUCGCAGCGGCAAUGGCAACGCUGAGCAACAUCCACUCGUGAGCCCUGAGCAGAUGGUAUUUGUUUGGGAUCGGGUCUGGGAAUAUGCUCUAGCCCACGCUCCCGCUCUCCAUUAUUUUGGGGGUGUGCUUGCAUAUGCAAGGGAACCUGUCAUCGACAGCCUUUUCACCGGAUGGCGGAACGACCCAGAGUUUGUCGCCAAGGUCGCGGAGUCUCUCGACUACGUGAACUCGCCGUACUCCGCAACCGCAGCAUUACGCUUGCUCCAACUAUUGUUCCAAGCGGAAGCACCAGAGGACCGUGUUAUGCAGCAGCGCUCAAAGGGGGCACACCGGUGGGAGUGCACCGCAUGCAUCUUCAAGGUCUUCCCGCAGUUUGCCGCGAAGCUAGAGCUAUUGAUGGCACAGGCAAAGGAGGAUCAGGACUCAUCCUUGCCCGCUGCAUUGGCCAGUUUUCGGCUCACACUUUUGCGUCUUCUGAAUACUGUCCCAUCAUAUACUGAGGAAGCAGGCUUACCGGAUGGACGGGACUCAAUCAGACUUGUCUUUCGUGAAUUACAGCGAUACGAACACACGAAGCUGUUGCCCUUGGCUGUACACGACACAGACCAGGUGGAAGACCUCUUUGUUAGGCAAGAUUGGCACCUUCUUCUGGAGUUGUCAUCCCGCAAUGCUCUCACACUGAUUGACGCUGCAAAUAAAUGCCAUUGGCACGGCUCCUGGAGCAAUCCCGAUGGGCAAUUCCUUCCUGUCAACGCGGCAGGUGUAUUCGACUGGCGGAAGAUGAACGCAGGCACCGUUGAGAGGCGCCAGAAGCCCUCUGCAUCUGGCCCCUUCCGAGAUCUCCUAGCCGGAGUUGGUUUACAAGGGUGGCUGGAGCCAAAUUCUCAAUUUUUGGACCCCGAAUCAGGAGAUCUCGAUCCUUCUUUCGGUCUGGCUGUCAGAGCCCUCCGUGACCUCGCGUGUGCGGUCGAGAUCUGUCCAACAUCCGCAGAUGCUCACGCUCAGCCGAUGUGCCUCGAGCAAGGGCGUCUCGAGCACGGGCCGCUUGAACCAGCGCCCGAUGAACAGACCCCCUCCCCAACACCUAUUCAACCCUCACCCCGUCACCGUCGCCAGUUUCCAGCAUCCCACAAUGCAGGCAUGUCAAGGACAUACCACACAGUGGCUACACCGUUGGGGAAUGUCUAG